Messenger RNA from Closterium sp. NIES-67, 2096 nucleotides. The record is from the annotation of a GenBank genome assembly. NCBI's taxonomy places the organism in Eukaryota, Viridiplantae, Streptophyta, Zygnematophyceae, Desmidiales, Closteriaceae.
AUGUCGCGCGUGCUGGAGUAGGGUCGGCUCUCAUGGCUCCUCGUGGCGCUUUUCACAUCGCUCAUCCACAACCGUCGAUUGAUCUUCUCUGCUCCAUCCACCGCCAAUUCGCAUCCGACGGCUCAAGUUGCUCCCACGACCGCCCACCGCUGCCUCCCCGCGCGCCAGCUUCUUUCCGCCGCGGCGCGCUUCCCCACCUCACGUCCGUCUCCGCUCCUCACCGCGCGCUCAGCCAAGCCCCGGACGGCUUCCUUGCGGGUCUUGCAGCGCAAUGCCCGCUCCUGACUAGGCUGCGGCUCGGACGGUGCGCUGACUCGUCUGAUUGGCGGAGAAGGGAAGAGGUUGGCGAGGGCGAGGGGGCGGAGAAGAAAAGGGGUGGUUUGGACGGCGUGCAUGGAUGGCGCGGGACUGGCGUCGCUCCUUGAGGGGUGCUGGCGGUUGAGAGAGCUCGACCUGGACGACUGCCUGCACCACGCCGUCCAGUGGGUGCCGCCCGCCAUGGGCCACCAUGGAUGCUUGCAGCGACUGCUGCUCCACACCUCCGCUCUGACCUCCCUCUCCCUCGCUCCCGCUCCUGCUUCCCCUGACUCUCCCGCUUCCGCUACCGCUCCGUUGGACUCUAACGCCAGAGUAACACUUGACGCAGCGACCAGCAUGGGCAAUCCAAGCGACCUCGUUUAUCUUCCUCUCUCGCUCCGUCACCUGCACCUGCAGUGCCCUUCGUUACAGUCACUCCCGGAAUCGAUCACCUCCUCUCUCACUCACCUCAGCCUCGUCUCCUGCUCCUCCCUCCCCCUCCUCCCCCCCUCCAUCAGCCUCCUCUCCUCCCUCACCUCCCUCACUCUCGACAACUGCCCCCUCCUCUCCUCCCUCCCUCACUCUCUCGGCUCCCUCUCCUCCGUCCACUCCCUCCGCCUCGUCUCCCUCUCCUCCUGCGCCGAGCUCCCACACACCUUUGGCGACCUACAGUCACUGCGGCUCCUCUCUCUGCACCACUGCGGCCACCUACAGCACCUUCCUCCCUCCCUGCCCUACCUCUCCUCCCUCCGCCGCCUCACCAUUAUGCACUGUGACCGUUUGGUUUCCCUGCCCGCCGAUUUCGGGCAGCUGGAAAGUCUCCAGGAGCUGACGGUCCAGCACUGUCACGGGCUGGAGUCCCUUCCCCCCUGCGCCGCCUCACUCUCCUCCCUCACUCGCCUCCUUGUCACCCACUGCAACCGCCUCUCACACCUCCCUGCCUCUCUCGGCCUCCUCCCCUCUUUCAAACACCUCGAGAUCUCCCACCUCCGCCUCCUCUCCUCUCUUCCCGCCUCACUCUCCAACAUGGAGCUCCUCACCCUCCUCUCUCUUGAUUGCUGCAACUCCCUCACUCUCCUCCCCCCCUCUCUCUUCCACCAGCCGUCCCUGGAGCACCUCUCAAUCACCAACAUGCAGCACCCUGUUCUCUCCUCCCUCCCUCCUGACUUCGGCCUGCAUCUGCCCCGUUUGAAGGAGCUCCAUUUAAAGGAGCACGACAUGGCUGGGCAUCCACGCGCCCUUUCCCUGCCUGCCUCCCUCCCUCUCCUCCCCUCCCCCCAGCAUCCCUCCCUCGUUGCCUUCUCAUCCCUCCCUUCUCUUCCUCACGACAUCUCCGCCCUCACCUCCCUCCUCUCCUUGCACGUCGACGGCUGCUACGCCCUCACGCAUCUCCCACCCUAGCUCUCCGCCCUCUCCUCCCUCACGCGCCUUCACAUAGAGCACUCGCCCCACCUCUCCUCGCUCCCUCCUCUUGGUCCCCUCACCUGCCGACAGGAGCUCCGAAUCAGGAGGUGCAUUAGCCUCAGGGCCCUUCCCCCUUCGCUCUCCCUCUUCUCUGCCCUCCACACGCUCGAGAUCUCCCGCUGCCUCUCCCUCUCCUCCCUUCCGCCUGCCCUCUCCCUGCUCGCCUCUCUGCGCACUCUCUCCCUCUCAGACUGUGGCAUGCUCACGCACCUGCCCCCCUCCCUCCCCUCCCUUCGUACUCUCACACUUGCCUGUGACAGACUCGUCCACAUGCCAUUUGAGUGCAGUGGUGGGGGUGGGGGCGAGAGGAGGCAAGAGGCCGAAACAGGUAGAGA